Molecule: messenger RNA, 825 nt
Organism: Apodemus sylvaticus (European woodmouse)
Lineage: Eukaryota; Metazoa; Chordata; Mammalia; Rodentia; Muridae
Gene: Ecrg4
Product: ECRG4 augurin precursor
Exons: 4
Coding region: 269-721 (150 amino acids)
Biological process (GO): regulation of cell population proliferation; cellular senescence; G1 to G0 transition
Source: RefSeq, a predicted model, not a curated record
UUCAGCCUGGUUGGGGUGUGCCUGGCAUCUGUCUUGCCCUCUCCCCUUUGGUCCACGGCUCCUCUCAGCGAUUUGCAGCAGACCCACAGGGCAGUGUGCCUCCGUGGCAUUGAAUCAAAAAGCUUGGCCGGCGGCCUGGCCUGCUGGCUAGUUGCCCACCCGGUGGGUCCCGCCCUGAGCAAGGACACCAGAGCUCUUGUGCCUGCCUCGCUGAGCCUCGGUCCCUGCUCCAGUCGUCCCUCCAGCCACUUUGUAGCCCUCUGGCACCAUGAGCACCUCGUCGUCUGCACGGCCUGCGAUCCUGGCCGUUGCCGGGCUGGUGCUGCUCCUUCUGCUGUGUCUGGGUCCAGGUGGCAUAAGUGGAAACAAACUCAAGAAGAUGCUCCAGAAAAGAGAAGGGCCUGUUCAAUCAAAGACUAAUGUAGCUGUAGCUGAGCACACAGCAAAAGGAUUCCUGGGUGGCCUGAAGCGUGCCAAACGACAGCUGUGGGACCGUACGCGGCCUGAGGUACAGCAGUGGUACCAGCAGUUCCUGUACAUGGGCUUUGAUGAGGCGAAAUUUGAAGAUGAUGUCAACUAUUGGCUAAACAGAAAUAAAAAUGGCCAUGACUACUAUUAUGGUGACUACUACCAGCGUCAUUAUGAUGAAGAUGCGGCCAUUGGUCCCCGCAGCCAGGAAAGCUUUAGGCAUGGAGCCAGUGUCAACUAUGAUGACUAUUAAGCUCCCUGGGCCACGGGGCCUGUGCCUUGCUUCAGCAGGCCUUCUUUGCCUUUACCACGUGGACACAGACUAAAGGGAAGAAUAAAAGUGCUUUCGGCAUUUCA